Messenger RNA from Bactrocera oleae (olive fruit fly), 682 nucleotides. RefSeq lists its product as uncharacterized. The record is from RefSeq and is a predicted model, not a curated record. Lineage: Eukaryota; Metazoa; Arthropoda; Insecta; Diptera; Tephritidae.
GACGGUUAGCAGCGAUUUUUCGGCUCCGGCAUAUAAAAAGCAUUUGAAAUACUAUUGCCCACUAGUAGUCUAUGUUAUUGCGGCGGUAAAAAACCAAACACAACAUCUGCCAAAAUGCAACGUUUCAUCUGUGCUUUCUUGUCUGUGCUGGCACUCGCGCAUGCUCUUCCUUAUGGCAGUGGCGGUUACGGUGCACCAGCUGCUUCAUAUUAUCAUCGCAGCGGCGAUGUAAUUGUGUCACAUGAACCCACCGUCUUGUAUAACAUUCCUGCACCAUCGGCUUGGAAUAUAUCGCCAGCUAGUGCAGCGGGUCCAGUGCUAUCCCCCGUCAAUGCUAAAUCUAUCUCAGGAUCUGGCACGAAAUCAUCGUUGAUUGGCAUCUCAUCGCGUCCAAGUGCCAUCGCUGCUGCGGCUUCUGCUAAUGUGCCAUUACAUGCUGGUUCCUACAAGCUAUUGAUUGUGCCCUCCUAUAAAGUGCCCAAUAUUGUGGGACCCGAACACGAUGUGCCGGCUGCGCACCAUGCUGGUGACAGCUACCAUAAGGGUUAUGGCAGUCAGGGCUAUAGCUCUCAUGCGGCCAGUUACUAAUUGACUUCAUAUUGGCUGUAGACAUCUUAAAUGCAAGGAAGAAAAAUUAUCAUUAAAUACACGCUCGAAGAGCAAAUUCCUUAAUUAAUCAAAA